UGUUGGAUCAUGCCCCAGUUUGGGGCCCCUGGUCCCUCAGUUCCUCUCUCACUGCCACCUUCCAGUGCCUGCUGCUUUGGACCACCUGAAACCUCCAAGAUUCUUAGUCCCUCAGCCUCCACCUCUCAGUGCUACCACCAUGAUGGAUGUGAGUGAACUCGGGGAGUCUGCCCGCUACCUCCGCCAGGGCUACCAGGAGAUGAUGAAGGUGCACACUGUCCCAUGGGAUGGGAAGAAGCGGGUCUGGGUACCUGAUGAACAGGAGGCCUAUGUGGAGGCUGAGGUUAAGUCGGAGGCUACCGGGGGCAGAGUCAACGUGGAGACCAAAGACCAGAAGGUGCUGAUGGUGCGGGAAGCAGAGCUGCAGCCCAUGAACCCGCCCCGCUUCGACUUGCUGGAGGACAUGGCCAUGAUGACGCACCUCAACGAGGCCUCAGUGCUGCACAACCUGCGCCAGCGCUAUGCUCGCUGGAUGAUCUACGUGAACCUCACACCCUCUAACAUUGUCUUCCUUCUCCCCCAGCAAUUUCUGGCAACAAAGACUGGGGGUACCCUCGAGGACCAAAUCAUUGAGGCCAACCCCGCUAUGGAGGCUUUUGGUAAUGCCAAGACCCUGAGGAAUGACAACUCGUCUCGCUUUGGCAAGUUCAUCCGCAUUCACUUCGGGCCCUCUGGGAAGCUGGCAUCUUCGGAUAUUGACAGCUAUCUCCUGGAGAAGUCGCGGGUGAUCUUCCAGCUGCCCGGGGAGCGUGGCUACCACGUGUACUACCAGAUCCUCUCGGGCAAGAAGCCAGAGCUGCAGGACAUGCUGCUUCUGUCUAUGAAUCCCUACGACUACCACUUCUGCAGCCAGGGCGUCAUCACCGUGGACAACAUGGAUGAUGGGGAAGAGCUCAUGGCCACUGAUCAUGCCAUGGACAUCCUGGGCUUCAGUGUGGAUGAGAAGUGCGCCUGCUACAAGAUCGUAGGUGCCCUCCUGCACUUCGGCAACAUGAAGUUCAAGCAGAAGCAGCGGGAGGAGCAGGCUGAGGCCGAUGGCACCGAGAGUGCCGACAAGGCCGCCUACCUGAUGGGAGUCAACAGUGGGGACCUCCUCAAAGGCCUUCUGCACCCCCGAGUGCGUGUGGGGAAUGAGUACGUGAUCAAGGGCCAGAGCGUGGAGCAGGUCGUGUUUGCCGUGGGGGCUCUGGCCAAGGCCACCUACGAUCGGCUGUUCCGGUGGCUGGUGUCGCGGAUCAACCAGACACUGGACACGAAGCUGCCCCGGCAGUUCUUCAUCGGGGUCCUGGACAUCGCUGGUUUUGAGAUCUUUGAGUUCAACAGCUUUGAGCAACUGUGCAUCAACUUCACCAACGAGAAGCUGCAACAGUUCUUCAACCAGCACAUGUUCGUGCUGGAGCAGGAGGAGUAUAAGCGGGAGGGCAUCGACUGGGUCUUCAUCGACUUUGGCCUGGACCUGCAGCCCUGCAUCGACCUCAUCGAGAAGCCCCUGGGCAUCCUGUCCAUCCUGGAGGAGGAGUGCAUGUUCCCCAAGGCCUCCGACGCCAGCUUCCGGGCCAAGCUCUAUGAUAACCACGCAGGGAAGUCUCCCAAUUUCCAGCAGCCAAGGCCUGACAAGAAGCGCAAAUACCAGGCCCACUUUGAGGUGGUCCACUAUGCGGGUGUGGUGCCUUACAGCAUCGUGGGCUGGCUGGAGAAAAACAAGGAUCCACUGAAUGAGACUGUGGUCCCCAUCUUCCAAAAGUCACAGAACAAGCUCUUGGCUACCCUCUACGAGAACUAUGCAGGCUCCUGCUCCACGGAGCCCCCAAAGUCUGGUGUGAAAGAGAAGCGUAAAAAGGCAGCAUCCUUCCAGACGGUGUCCCAGCUGCACAAGGAGAACCUCAACAAGUUGAUGACCAACCUGCGGGCCACACAGCCCCACUUUGUCCGUUGCAUUGUCCCCAAUGAGAAUAAGACCCCAGGGGUCAUGGAUGCCUUCUUGGUGCUACACCAGCUGCGCUGCAAUGGGGUCCUAGAGGGUAUCCGGAUCUGCCGCCAAGGAUUCCCCAACAGGCUGCUCUAUGCCGACUUCCGGCAACGGUACCGCAUCCUGAACCCCAGUGCCAUCCCUGAUGACACCUUCAUGGACAGCAGGAAGGCCACAGAGAAGCUGCUAGGCUCCUUGGACAUCGACCACACCCAGUACCAGUUUGGCCACACCAAGGUGUUCUUCAAGGCUGGGCUUCUAGGCAUCCUGGAGGAGCUUCGCGACCAGCGUCUGGCCAAGGUUCUGACUUUGCUGCAGGCGCGGAGCCGGGGCCGCCUCAUGCGCCUCGAGUACCAGCGCCUGCUUGGAGGCAGGGAUGCCCUGUUCACCAUCCAGUGGAACAUCCGGGCCUUCAAUGCCGUCAAGAAUUGGUCAUGGAUGAAGCUCUUUUUUAAGAUGAAGCCGCUGCUGCGCUCAGCACAGGCCGAGGAGGAGCUGGCGGCCCUGCGGGCAGAGCUACGGGGGCUGCGAGGGGCACUGGCAACUGCGGAGGCCAAGCGACAGGAGCUGGAGGAGACACACGUCAGCAUCACCCAGGAAAAGAAUGACCUGGCCCUGCAGCUGCAGGCAGAGCAGGACAACUUGGCAGAUGCUGAGGAGCGCUGCCACCUGCUGAUCAAGUCCAAGGUGCAGCUUGAGGGGAAGGUGAAGGAGCUGAGUGAGCGGCUGGAGGAUGAGGAGGAGGUGAACGCCGAGCUGGCUGCCCGCAGGCGCAAGCUGGAGGAUGAGUGCACGGAACUCAAGAAGGACAUCGACGACCUGGAGCUGACGCUGGCCAAGGCCGAGAAGGAGAAGCAGGCCACUGAGAACAAGGUGAAGAAUCUGACGGAGGAGAUGGCGGCACUGGACGAGUCGGUGGCUAGGCUGACCAAGGAGAAGAAGGCACUGCAGGAGGCCCACCAGCAGGUCCUGGGUGACCUGCAGGCCGAGGAGGACCGUGUGAGCGCCCUGGCCAAGGCCAAGCUCCGGCUGGAGCAGCAGGUGGAAGACCUGGAGUGCUCCCUGGAGCAGGAGAAGAAGCUGCGCAUGGACACAGAACGGGCCAAGCGCAAGCUCGAAGGUGACCUGAAGCUGACGCAGGAGUCGGUGACAGACGCUGCCCAGGACAAACAGCAGCUGGAGGAGAAGCUCAAGAAGAAGGACUCCGAGUUGAGUCAGCUGAACCUGCGGGUGGAGGAUGAGCAGCUCCUCGGGGCGCAGCUGCAGAAGAAGAUCAAGGAGCUGCAGGCUCGGGCAGAGGAGCUGGAAGAGGAGCUGGAGGCCGAGCGGGCAGCCCGGGCCCGAGUGGAGAAGCAGAGGGCCGAGGCAGCCCGGGAGCUGGAGGAGCUGAGCGAGCGGCUGGAGGAGGCUGGCGGCGCGUCUGCUGGGCAGCGAGAGGGCUGCCGCAAGCGCGAGGCUGAGCUGGGGCGGCUGCGGCGGGAACUGGAGGAGGCAGCGCUGCGGCACGAGGCCACCGUAGCCGCCCUGCGGCGCAAGCAGGCAGAUAGCACGGCUGAGCUGGGCGAGCAGGUGGAUAGUCUGCAGCGGGUGCGGCAGAAGCUGGAAAAAGAAAAGAGUGAGCUCCGCAUGGAGGUGGAUGACCUGGGAGCCAGUGUGGAGACCCUGGCCCGUGGCAAGGCCAAUGCAGAGAAGCUGUGCCGGACCUAUGAGGAUCAGCUGAGUGAGGCCAAGGUCAAGGUGGAGGAGCUGCAACGGCAGCUGGCGGACGCAAGCACCCAGCGUGGACGUCUGCAAACCGAGAACGGGGAGCUGAGCCGCCUGCUGGAGGAGAAGGAGUCUCUGAUUAGCCAGCUGAGCCGUGGGAAGGCCUCGGCCACCCAGAGCCUGGAGGAACUGCGGAGGCAGCUGGAGGAGGAGAGCAAGGUGGGCUGGUCACUGGCUGCCACGAAGAGGGCAGUGUGGGCAUCAGGGCCACUGGGCCAGCCGAUGCUGAGGUCACAGGGGUCCCCGCAGGCCAAGAGCGCGCUGGCCCACGCUGUGCAGGCUCUGCGGCACGACUGCGACCUCCUGCGGGAGCAGCACGAGGAGGAGGCCGAGGCCCAGGCCGAGCUGCAGCGGCUGCUGUCCAAGGCCAAUGCCGAGGUGGCCCAGUGGAGGAGCAAGUACGAGGCCGACGCCAUCCAGAGGACCGAGGAGCUGGAGGAGGCCAAAAAGAAGCUGGCCCUGAGGCUGCAGGAGGCAGAGGAGGGAGUAGAGGCCGCACAUGCCAAGUGCUCAUCGCUGGAGAAGGCCAAGCUGCGGCUGCAGACAGAGUCGGAGGACGUGACCCUGGAGCUGGAGCGGGCAACCUCAGCAGCUGCCGCGCUGGACAAGAAGCAGCGGCACUUGGAGCGGGCACUAGAGGAGCGGAGGCGGCAGGAGGCAGAGACUCAACGGGAGCUGGAGGCGGCCCAGAGGGAGGCCCGCAGCCUGGGCACUGAGCUCUUUCGGCUGCGGCACAGCCAUGAGGAGGCUCUUGAGGCCCUGGAGACACUCAGGCGGGAGAACAAGAACCUACAGGAGGAGAUCAGUGACCUCACAGACCAUGUCGGCCUCAGUGGGAAGAGCAUCCAGGAACUGGAGAAAGCCAAGAAGGCCCUGGAAGGCGAGAAGAGCGAGCUCCAAGCUGCACUGGAGGAGGCUGAGGGGGCCCUGGAGCUAGAGGAGACCAAGACCCUGCGGAUCCAGCUGGAGCUAUCCCAGGUCAAGGCGGAAGUGGACCGGAAGCUGGCAGAGAAAGAGGAGGAGUGCACUAACCUGAGGCGCAACCACCAGCGGGCGGUAGAGUCCCUGCAGGCCUCCCUGGAUGCAGAGACCCGGGCCCGCAACGAGGCACUGCGGCUCAAGAAGAAGAUGGAAGGUGACCUCAAUGACCUGGAGCUGCAGCUGGGCCAUGCCACUCGCCAGGCCACGGAGGCACAGGCGGCCACCCGGCUGCUGCAGGCCCAACUCAAGGAGGAGCAGGCAGGGCGGGACGAGGAGCAGCGGCUGGCAGCUGAGCUCCGGGAGCAGGCCCAGGCCCUGGAGCGCCGGGGCACGCUGCUGGCGACAGAGCUGGAGGAGCUUCGGGCUGCCCUGGAGCAGGGCGAGCGCAGCCGGAGGCUUGCAGAGCAGGAGCUGCUGGAGGCCACCGAACGCCUCAACCUCCUGCAUUCACAGAACACAGGCCUCCUGAACCAGAAGAAGAAGCUAGAGGUGGACCUGGCCCAGCUGAGCGGGGAGGUGGAGGAGGCUGCCCAGGAGAGGCGGGAAGCUGAGGAGAAGGCCAAAAAGGCCAUCACCGAUGCAGCCAUGAUGGCUGAGGAGCUGAAGAAGGAGCAGGACACCAGUGCACACCUGGAGCGGAUGAAGGCAACACUGGAGCAGGCGGUACGGGAGCUGCAGGCGCGGCUUGAGGAGGCGGAACAAGCUGCCCUUCGGGGCGGGAAGAAGCAGGUGCAGAAGCUGGAGGCCAAGGUGCGUGAGGUGUCCCCCGUCCCUUCCCCUGCAGUGGGCAGCGUGAGGGCAGGCUUGGCAUCAGGCCCACCUGGCUGCUCACAGGUGCGGGAGCUGGAGGCUGAGCUUGACGCCGAGCAGAAGAAGCAUGCGGAGGCCCUCAAGGGGGUGCGGAAACACGAGCGCCGGGUCAAGGAGCUUGCGUACCAGGCCGAGGAGGACAGGAAGAACCUGGCUCGCAUGCAGGACCUGGUGGACAAGCUGCAGAGCAAGGUCAAGAGCUACAAACGGCAGUUUGAGGAGGCGGAGCAGCAGGCCAACACUAACCUGGCCAAGUAUCGCAAGGCCCAGCACGAGCUGGAUGACGCGGAGGAACGGGCAGACAUGGCAGAAACCCAGGCCAACAAGCUGCGGGCACGGACUCGGGACGCCCUGGGCCCCAAGGUAAGGACAGCCUGGGGCACCACCCUGCCCCUGAAGGGGGGAGGGGCAGGUGGUACAGUUCACUGAGCCAGCCUUCUCCCCUCAGCGCAAGGAGUGACGCCCAAGCCCUGGGCUCUGAAGAGGGACACCUGCUGUCUGCCCUCACCUGUCUCUUCACCUGCUGAGCCUGGAAUAAACCUGGAACC
This is a messenger RNA of Miniopterus natalensis, 6072 nucleotides long. NCBI's taxonomy places the organism in Eukaryota, Metazoa, Chordata, Mammalia, Chiroptera, Miniopteridae. The record is from RefSeq and is a predicted model, not a curated record.